This is a messenger RNA of Mustela erminea (ermine), 2490 nucleotides long. RefSeq names its product methylcytosine dioxygenase TET1-like. Gene Ontology annotation, molecular function: DNA binding; DNA 5-methylcytosine dioxygenase activity; zinc ion binding. Lineage: Eukaryota; Metazoa; Chordata; Mammalia; Carnivora; Mustelidae. The transcript is spliced from 3 exons. Gene Ontology annotation, cellular component: nucleus. Gene Ontology annotation, biological process: positive regulation of transcription by RNA polymerase II; oxidative demethylation. The coding region runs from base 379 to 2292 and encodes 637 amino acids. The record is from RefSeq and is a predicted model, not a curated record.
CCUGCUUCACUCCCUGAGGUCUGUCCUGGGGAGACACUGCUGCUCCGGGGGGCUGACCUGGCGGGGAGUGGCAGCGCAGUCCGCUCCCGCACCGCUUUGUGCGCGCAGCCGCCGGUCCCCCGGCUCCCGGGUCUGCCCCCUGGGACAACCCCCUGCCCCGCCCCAGUCAUGCAACUCUACCUGCCUCUCGCCCGUGGACCUUUGGGAAGCUGCCGCCCACCCCGGGGGCUCGGGCCCUGACCCUGCCAGGCAGCCGAUCAAAAUCUUGUGCCAGUGAGCUCAGCCAUGUUGCGUCCAGAUUCUCCUCAGAAGUGAGACUUUCCAAAGGACCAAUGACUCUGUUCCCUGUGCCCUUUCAUUUUUUCCUACUCUGUAGCUAUGUCUCGAUCGCGCCAUGCAAGGCCUUCCAGAUUAGUCAGGAGGGAAGAUCUAAACAGAAAGAAAAGCAGCCAACUUAAGAAGCCAUCUAAGGCAACCAACAAAAAUGUGGCAUCAGUCAAGACUGUGAGCCCUGGAAAAUUAAAGCAGUUAAUUCAAGAAAGAGAUGUUAAGAAAAAAAUAGAGUCCAAACCACCUAUGCCAGUCAGAAGCCUUCUGACAAGGGCUGGAGCAGCACGAAUGAAUUUGGAUAGGACCGAGGUUCUUUUUCAGAACCCAGAAUCCUUAACUUGCAAUGGGUUUACAAUGGCUCUCCGAAGCACCUCUCUUAGUAGACGACUCUCCCAACCUCCGGUGAUCAUAGCCAAACCCAAGAAAGUUCCACCUCCGAAGAAUUUAGAAAAGCAACAUGAAUGUGAUUAUAAUGUAGUUACUGACAUGGGAGUAAAACACUCAGAAAAUGAUCCUGUUUCAACGCAAGUCCCCCUAAUUGCUUCUGAUAUAGAGAAUCUAAUUGGUGUACAAAAUGCAUCUUUAUUUAAAGGUGAGAGCCAAGAGACAACCCAGUCUUGGUCCCAGAGGGUGGAGGGUUCCAAAGUAAAUGUCUCCACUCAGAGUGACCCUGUAGUAGAGAUUGUUUCUGGGUCAUCAGAAGAGACACGUGGUGGUGAAGUACUAUUCUCUAAAGAGACUUUGAAUGAUAUCAACGAUUCCCCUAGAAUGUUCGCUCAGGACACUCUGUGUGCUCCUUUGCUCCAAAGAGCAGCCCUCAAGGUUACUUACGAAGGAAACUCCAGCAUUCAGUUAGAAGAUUUGGGUUCACGAGUAGAAUCUCUUAAGCUGUCUGAUUCUUACCUGGAUCCCAUCAAAAGUGAACGUGAUUGCUACCCCAGCUCAAGCUUUAAUAAGGUUGUACCUGAAUUGGAACUUAGAAACUGUUUGCCCAUUGGUGGGUCCAUAUAUCCUACCUCAUUAAUAAAACUCCUCUUGGCGAGCUCAGAACAAGAAACCCUUGGUGCUAAACCGGAUCAUCAAGAGGUACUCAAAGCUACCCCAGAUCAACCAGAAAUUCUUAAUACCACCCCUGUCAUAGGACAGGCUUUUAGUGCUGUCCCACGUCAAUGGGAAGUUCCUGGUGCUAACAUAAUUCAUGGAGAGGCUCUGGAUGAGACCCCAGACCCACCAGAGAUGCCUGGUGCUAUUCCAGUCCAAGGAGAGGUCUUUGGUGCUAUCCUAGACCAACAAAUCCUUGGAAUGGGUGGUGGUACUGCCUCCGACCCACCUAUCUUUCUUCCUGCUCCUCUAAACCCAAUUGCUACCUAUAAUGCUCUCCCAGAAUGGCCUGAGCCCCAGAGCACUGUUUCAUAUGGGCUUGAGGUCCAGGGCGCUGUGCAGAUUUUGCCCUUGGGCUCUGGUCACACUCCUCAGGCAUCAUCAAACUCAGAGAUAAGUUCGGUACCUCCAAUAAUGACUAUUAGCAAUAUAGAAAAUGAGAAGCAGGUUCAUAUAAGCUUUCUGCCAGCUGACACUCAGGGGGUCCCGUUAGCCCCUGAGCCAGGACUCUUCCAUGCUUCCGAGGGCAUUACCCAACCCUCCCAGGCUGGUCCCAGCCCAUUGGAAGGUGGGAGCUCCCAGAUCGGCAUGACCAGUGUGGCUGACACCAAUACCACAGUGGUGUCCAGGCCAGUGUCACUCGCCAGUACCUCUUCUCCUUCAUAUACAACUUUGCUACCUACUUUGGAAAAGAAGAAACGAAAGCGGUGUGGGGUCUGUGAGCCCUGCCAGCAGAAGACCAAUUGUGGUGAAUGUACUUACUGCAAGAACAGAAAGAACAGCCAUCAGAUCUGUAAGAAAAGGAAAUGUGAGGAGCUGAAAAAGAAACCAUCCAUCAUCGUGCCUUUGGAGGUGUCAUAGCAAAAGCUAUGACCAACCGCCCCCUCCACCCCCAAAUAUGGGAGAAGAGAAAUAGAGAAGGAUUUCAUGGAAGAGGAGAGUGUGGCUAAUACUGGAAGGAUUUUUUGCUGGAGAGGUGUCAAGUUUGAGGAACCGAGAUCACUUGAGAUUACCUUAGGAGAAAACUCCUCCUGGGCAGUGUUUGUAUGUGUAGUUUCU